AUGUCGAGCGGUCAAGCGAGUCUCGCCGUCGGUGCGAUUGGCCUCAUGCUGCUAGCGGGCAGCCUCGCCGCCCCGGCCAUGAGCCUCGUCCCGACUGCGGUCGUCGUGCCAAUGGGCAUCGUGGGUGUGACAACCGUGGGGCUGAUUGCGUAUUACCUCUGGAUCGGGUACCAAGAGGCGAGUGCAUUUGCGACAGAAACGUCGCCGCUUCUCGGAUCACGCUUGACGGACGCCACGGGCCGCAACGUGGCACGCCGCCUGCGCGCAUGCUUGUACGUUGGUCGCAUUUUUUCUGCGUGGGGAGACCGCAUGUGGCAAUUUGCGAUCCCACUUCUCUUUAUGGAGAUUUACAAGGACACGCUGCUUCCAAGUGCUCUCUUUUCCCUUGUUGUCUACGUGGUGGGUCUGGUGGCGCUCCCACGCAUCGGUCGCUGGCUCGAUGCGACCAACCGCCUGUCCGUGCUCGCGCGCUCCAUCGCUAUCGAAAACACUUGCGUCGUCUUCAGCACCGCGUCCCUCGCAUCCCUUCUGCUAGUCUCGUCGCCGUACGUUCGGACUGCCGAGGCCUGA
Messenger RNA from Saprolegnia parasitica CBS 223.65, 570 nucleotides. RefSeq lists its product as hypothetical. The coding region runs from base 1 to 570 and encodes 189 amino acids. The record is from RefSeq and is a predicted model, not a curated record. Gene Ontology annotation, biological process: iron ion transmembrane transport. The transcript is spliced from 5 exons. NCBI's taxonomy places the organism in Eukaryota, Oomycota, Saprolegniomycetes, Saprolegniales, Saprolegniaceae. Gene Ontology annotation, cellular component: membrane. Gene Ontology annotation, molecular function: iron ion transmembrane transporter activity.